Messenger RNA from Penaeus chinensis, 423 nucleotides. RefSeq lists its product as uncharacterized. Bases 13 to 423 code for a protein of 136 amino acids. The record is from RefSeq and is a predicted model, not a curated record. The transcript has 2 exons. Lineage: Eukaryota; Metazoa; Arthropoda; Malacostraca; Decapoda; Penaeidae.
CGCAGUGUCGCUAUGGGAGCAGUUCCAGGGCGCGCCGCAUCUUCCGGUGCGCGUCUCUCGCGUCGGGAGAUGGCUUCCGGCGGGCGCUGUAGACGCGGCCUCGAGGCGCAACGAGGACGGCGCCCGCGGGUUCUUCGAAAUGCCCGAAGUAGCUGCCAAGAGGGAUCUGACGGGGCUCUUCCUGCGGUGUCUGACGGAGGAGUGGCCUCCGUUCACGUUCCUUGGCGAGCAGAGCGGGGACAACGUGAAUGUUCAAGGCAUUUUCAGGGACGUGUGGGACGAACUUCAGAGCAGACUCAACUUCACGUACGUAUUGUGGCUUUACACAGGGCGCCUGGUAGUGUGCGUCACGGCCUCACACGAACAGCCGAAGGCCUUUUCGCUGUAUUUCAUUUCCAGGGCAAUAUCUUCUUGCCUUCGUAG